Maylandia zebra (zebra mbuna) is the source of this 4765-nucleotide messenger RNA. It is a transcript of the gene unc5a, whose product is annotated as unc-5 netrin receptor A. Lineage: Eukaryota; Metazoa; Chordata; Actinopteri; Cichliformes; Cichlidae. Gene Ontology annotation, biological process: anterior/posterior axon guidance; netrin-activated signaling pathway. The record is from RefSeq and is a predicted model, not a curated record. Gene Ontology annotation, molecular function: netrin receptor activity; protein binding. Gene Ontology annotation, cellular component: membrane.
CGUUCCUGGUUUUGCGCCUCCGUCCAUCGCAGCUUAUACCUUCCCCUGACUCUAAGCACUUCAGCAUUGCUGUGCAAGCAGAUGUUCUUUCUCCGAUGCCAGUUCUCUCCCUUUUCGCAUUUGGAGAAGGUAUUCUUUCGCGCGAAGGCAGCAAAGUGAGAAGAAAGAAAGCAAAGAAACACCCUCCUCGGCUCCGAGACGGAGGGAGAGUUGUGAACGGAUAGCUGCUUUUGGAGAAAUACAGUAGACUACAGUAAGACCCGCGGAGGCGAGAGCGAGGCAGCAGUUUAUUUACCACACCUGUGAUGCGUUGUUCUGAGCAACGAAGACGCACGACCGGGAUACUGAUGGCCACGCUACGGCAGGAGGAUAUGUGCUGAGGAAAGGACUUGGGCGUGAGGGGAAAAAACAGAACAGGCGUGAAGUGCUACAGAGGACACUCUCCGGACCUUUAAAAAGCCCAGUGUGCCCGUGUUUCGUCUCUGCCUUUUUGUAAAACUUAGGUGAUAGAGAAAAAAAACCCCACGAAGAUGCCCUUACUUCUGGGCCCCUUUGUCCGCUGUAGGCUCAGCGCCACGCUCCUUGCGCUCUGGCUCGUCCUCUCUGGCUUCACCUGCACUGGUGGUUCUGAGCACGCUGCCACGGCGACGCUUCCCGCCGCCUUCUCGGACCUGUUACCUCACUUCCUGGUAGAGCCGGAGGACGAGUACAUCGUAAAGAACAAGCCGGUGACUCUGACCUGCCGCUCCACCCCGGCCACGCAGAUCUACUUCAAGUGCAACGGCGAGUGGGUUCACCAAGAUGACCACUUGAUUGAACGGACUGUUGACCCAGCAACAGCGCUGCCAGUCAUGCAGGUGACAAUCGAAAUAACCAGGCAGCAGGUGGAGAAGAUCUUCGGACUUGAUGAGUACUGGUGUCAGUGUGUCGCCUGGAGCACCACCGGAACCCAGAAGAGCCAGAAAGCAUACAUCAGGAUUGCUUACCUGAGAAAGAACUUUGAGGAGGAGCCGCAGGGUAAAGAGGUGGCAUUGGACCAGGAGGUGUUGCUGCGCUGCCAUCCCCCCGAGGGAGUGCCACAAGCCGAGGUGGAGUGGCAGAGAAACGAGGAUGUGAUCGACCCAGCGAGUGACCCCAAUUUUGUCAUCACGCCCGACCAUAAUCUCGUCAUCAAAAAAGCCCGGCUGGCCGACACCGGCAACUACACGUGCGUGGCCAAAAACAUCGUCGCUCGCCGCAAAAGCACCUCUGCCGCGAUCCUUGUCUAUGUCAACGGUGGCUGGUCCACGUGGACCACCUGGUCGUCCUGCAGUGCCGUGUGUGGGCGUGGCUGGCAGAAGAGGAGUCGGAGCUGCACCAACCCCACGCCACUGAAUGGAGGCACAUCCUGUGAGGGGCAGAACGUCCAGAAAAGUGCCUGUGUGGCCACCUGUCCAGUGGACGGAGGCUGGAGCGAGUGGAGCAAGUGGUCAGCAUGUGGCGCAGACUGUUCAAUGUGGAGGAGCAGAGAGUGCACCCAGCCCUCACCUGGCACAGGGGGCAAAGACUGCCAGGGGCUUGAUCUCCAGUCUCUCAACUGUACCAGCGAGCAGUGUCCACAGACCGUGAGCGGAGCUGAGGAUGUGGCGCUCUACGUGGGCAUGGUGGCCGUGGCCCUGUGUCUGACCCUGCUGCUUAUUGUGGUCGUCCUGGUCUACAGGCGCAAGAAGGAAGGCCUGGAUGCCGACGUGGCCGACUCCUCCAUCCUCACCACUGGCUUCCAGCCCAUGGGCAUCAAGCCCAGCAAGCCAGGUGUGUGGGCGCCGCGGUCACGCAGGCCUCCCCCCCACAGCAAGAACUCCCAUUUACUCACCAUCCAGCCUGAUCUAACCACCACCACCACCAGUUAUCAAGGCACCCUGCGCUCUCGCCACGAUGCCACCGGGAAGUUUUCGAUGACCAACGGGCCUCUGCUGGACCCGCUUCCCAACGGCUCACACACCUUGCACAACGGCAAGCUCAACUCUGACGCUGCUGCCGAGUUUGUAAGCAGGCUCUCCACCCAGAGCUACUUUAAAACGCUGCCCCGCGAUGUGGCCAACACCUCCUAUGGGACCUUCAACUUCCUAGGCGGCAGGCUGACUAUCCCCAACACAGGAAUCAGUCUGCUCAUUCCUCCCGAGGCCAUCCCCAGAGGAAAGAUCUAUGAGAUUUAUCUCACUGUUCAGAGGAAGGAAGAUUUAAGGUUACCCGUGGCUGGCUGCCAGACCCUUCUCAGCCCCAUUGUGAGUUGUGGCCCUCCGGGGGUGGUCCUGAGCCGGCCAGUUAUCCUCAGCAUGGACCACUGCUUUGAUGCAUGCCUGGAUAACUGGGCCGUGCGCCUUAAGAAGCAGAAUUAUGAGGGCGCUUGGGAGGACGUCCUGUUGAUGGGAGAGGAGCUGGUGUCAGACCCUUAUUACUGCCAGCUCGAGGCCGAGACGUGCCGGCUCUUCUCGGAGCAGCUGGGUACAUUCGCCCUGGUGGGCGAGUCCCUGCACAUGGGCGCCGCCAAGCGCCUGAGGUUGGUGCUCUUCUCGGACGCUUACUGCUCCACGCUGGAAUACAACAUCAGGGUAUACUGCAUGGACGACACGCAGGACGUCUUCAAGGAGGUGAUGCAGAUGGAGCGGCAGCUCGGGGGUCGGCUGAUUGACGAGCCUCACGUCCUGCUUUUCAAAGACAGUUACCACAACCUGCGCCUGUCCAUCCAUGACAUGCCCCAGGCGCACUGGAGGAGCAAGCUGCUAGCCGGCUACCAGGAGAUCCCGUUCUACCACAUCUGGAACGGUUCCCAGCGGUACCUGCACUGCACGUUCACUCUGGAGCGGCUCAGCCUCAGCACCUGCGAGCUCACCUGCCAGCUGUGUGUGUGGCAGGUGGAGGGGGAGGGACAGAGCUUUAGCCUGGACUUUAACAUUGCCAAGGACACUCGAGCGUUGGACUCUGAGUUUCUGUUAAUGGACAGUAACGCCACAGCUCUGGCGGGACCCAGCGCCUUUCAGAUCCCGUACCUCAUCAGGCAGAAGAUCUGCAGCAGCCUGGACGCCCCCUGUCCCAACGGAGCCGACUGGAGAAUGCUAGCACAAAGACUUAAACUCGAGAGACACAUGAGUUUCUUUGCAUCCAAAGCAAGCCCAACCUCUGUGAUCCUGGACCUAUGGGAGGCGCAACAUUUCCACAGCGGCAACAUCAACCAGCUGGCCACGGUCAUGGCCGACAUCGGCAAACAGGAAGCCAUGAUAUUCCUGGUCUCCGAUGGCGAGUGCUAACCUAGAAAAGAGGGACAGACUGGUGCCGAGGAAAAGUACACAACGUGAUACACUAAUACGCAUUCUUACACACAUAAAAAAACAAUAACUGCAGCGGGAAUCGAAGAACAGAGCUGUCCCAGCGUUCCUUUUCUUCACUUUAGAAGAUAAGAAAGUGUUUAUGUAGGAUUGAGUCCCUAUUUCCCAUGAAACACAGUAAAAAUCUUUAAAUGACAGACCAAAUGAGGAACAAGGGGGUAGAGUUUGGGUGUGUGUGUGUUUGGGGAAAACGUAUUCACAGACUCAGUAGAGAAAGUACCUUUUAUUUCCCAUCAAAGACCCAAGUUAAAUUAGUCCAUACCCUAGUUCUGCUGCAAAGGUAACAUCAAAUUAACUCUUCUAAACAGGCCGCGUACGGCUUAACAAGGAGCAAUAUGCAAAUGUAACGCUAUUAGUAAUGGCCAAUAUUGCAAAUUCAGUCGUUAAUUUUUGAACUUGGAUUCAAAAACCGUGUGUUUUUAAACAGUCAGUUAAAAGGAAGGUGGCAAAAAAGGGUGCAGGUCAUUUCAGGUUAAAGAGAACCAGCAACAUAUGCAAUUGGCAGGUUCGUCACAUGACAUCAACUCAGAAGAUUAGCCCACUUUUUUUUUUUUUCUUUACCUUUUUUAUUUUAUUUUAAAGCAACCUAGUGAGACUGUGUGCGUGUGUGAGUCACAUAAUCUGUUUAACACACAGACGGCUUGUAGCAGAUUCUGGACUUGCUGGUUUAAAAACAGAUUGUGUGUCUGAGCCCCCCAAAAACCCAUCUCAUGUAGUUUGUGUGUGCGUUUGUGUGUGUUGUAGUCCAGCCGGUAUCACUAUUGUGAAUCUAACAUCUUGAUCCAGUGAGACGCUUUGGAGCUUUUCCUCCUUUUAAUAUGUGAGGUUUGAGUUCUCUGGAUCCCUUUUUUUUUUUUUUUUUUGAAGUGAUUAAUAUCUUGACUUAAAGUCAUAUUUUAAAGGAAAUUUCUAUUUAAAGCCUUCUGAUUUUGAUCCAUAAGGUUUCCACAUUUUAUAUUACCCCAAUCGUUCAUCGUGGCGUUUCUCUGUUUUAAAUUCCACAGCUUAAUGAAGAGGCCAUAGGGCCGAGAGGCACGCCGACUGCACGUGUGCAAACGCUGAAUGUCGUCAAAGCUCAUUUCUAAAAUGACAUUUUCCUCUUGAUUACAUUGAUUUUUGUAGUCUAAAAACAUGGCCCGAAGGGUUAUUAUUCCAUAUGAAUUAUGUAGAGCACUUUCCCUCAGAAAAAUCUGACAACAAAUUCUUCAAAAUCAUCACAAGAUUACUCAUGUUGAAAGGGUAAUUGUGCAGCUUUGUUUGUAUUAUUCAUAAAGCAAUGUUGGUGGGAAUUCUGCAUUUGCUGUGUGGCAAACAGUAUUUCCACAUCAGAGAGAAGCCCAUCUCUCAGAUAAAAUAAAGAGCAGCUUUUUCAUAAUGUCACCCCCUCUGCUCACAAAUAG